This is a messenger RNA of Colletotrichum navitas, 1687 nucleotides long. RefSeq lists its product as uncharacterized. Gene Ontology annotation, molecular function: DNA-binding transcription factor activity, RNA polymerase II-specific; zinc ion binding. The record is from RefSeq and is a predicted model, not a curated record. NCBI's taxonomy places the organism in Eukaryota, Fungi, Ascomycota, Sordariomycetes, Glomerellales, Glomerellaceae. The coding region runs from base 129 to 1514 and encodes 461 amino acids. The transcript has 4 exons. Gene Ontology annotation, biological process: regulation of DNA-templated transcription.
CCACUGUUGCGUGUCAGUUCUGACGAAAGAGCUUCAAGUUCCACUCGCUUUUAAAGUCCAAGAGAUGUCAGACCUGAAAGAACUGUGCAUUUUUCAAUCCAUGUUGAGAUAUAGGUGCUCAUUCUACAAUGCCCCUUGGCCCUUUUGACCGCCGCACUAAACGUUUCCGUUGCAUAACUUGCGCGGCAAGCCACUCCAAGUGUUCCGGCUGUAUCCCCUGCAUGCGAUGCCAGAAACGCAGCAUACGAUGCGUAUUUCCAGUAUCGCCGCCCUCGGAAAACGGACACGUCAUUAUGCUGGAUAGGGGAAAAACACAUACAAUCAGAGACUUCGUAGCUCCGAGUGCAUCCUAUCCUCGUGCACCGUUUCCACAUGCUACGACACGAUAUUUCUUCUAUUUUGAUUUGUUUGUGCGAAGAAACAGCUUCACGGGAAGAGAACCGUUCUUUCUUGCCGACGUUCAAAAUGCUGUAAAGAGUUCUGGCACUAUGCAACGGUAUCCGUGCCCCUGCCUGCUCGACGCAAUGCUAGCUUUGGGUGCUAUGCACGCAACGCUCAUAGGCGCCUUGGAAUACCAAGCUGGUUUGCGGUUCGCGACUGAAUCGUAUAUGAAGUCUGUUGCUGGACUCCGAGAAGCUGUCACGAGUUUUUCAUCGUCACAGAGAGACACCAUACUCUGGACAACUUUGUUCCUCGGUCUCUUUGAGCUGAUGCAGGACGCCUCCGGCCAAAAGUGGCUUCAACACAUGGUUUUCGGCACCUCAAAGGCUCUAAUUGCAAGUGGACCGGCAACAUGCAAUUCCGGGACCAUGCGAAGAUUUUUUGUCCAGGCUCGCAGCUUUGAAGUCUGCAGGUCUAUCAUUUUCAACCAACCCAGCUUUCUAGCAGCUCCCGAGUGGAUCGAUUUGACAGACAGUUUGUCAAAGUCCAGUGUUGCGAUGGCUCAGGACUCAUUAGACGAACUCUUGAAACUGAUUGUGCUAUGUUCAGCAUUGCGGGCUCGUACAGCUGAGUUUAUAGAAUCUAUUACGGGUCGCCCAAAUGUGGAGGGUCGCUUUUUGGAAGCCAUGAGCAUUGCAACUGAAGGCUUUAACUUGCGUGAAUCUCUUGAAAGCUGGAAAGGUUCUGCUGUUUUCCCACCCGAGAGGCGCGAAGAGAUGCUCUUGUCAACUGUUUGGUAUUCGGCGACUAGUAUCUAUCUUUCCGGAAAUUACGACUAUGAUCUGCCUCACUGGCAGGCAAUGGGAGUUGGAGUGCAAGUGUUGGACUCAGCGGAGAUUGCAAAACACUUCGACGCCAUUAUCUUAACAGUUAAGGAAGCAAUGAGGGCCUCUAGCUUGUCGCCCUUGAUGUUCUUGUUUCCAUUGAGAAUUGCUGGAGCACGAGCGAAACAGAGAUGGCAGCAGUGCCUUGUCAAGGAAUUGUUGCAGGAAGUCCGCAAAAACUUUAUUGUGGCGGAUGCAAUGUUGACUGAGCUCGCUGAGUUGUGGUCUUUAAGCACUAUCUCAUCGUAAUCACGCGACUACAAGUCUACAGGCCAACGGCAAUAACGAUGUGCAAGUAGUUGUAAAGGACGAGUCAUUCGUUUUGAAACACCAUUUACAUAAUAUUCAGAGUUUUUGAUUUCCUUUUGACUGGCGAUCAAACGUUGAGGGUCGACUCUAAUCGCGGUGCUGGUUGAUACGGC